Molecule: messenger RNA, 375 nt
Organism: Ostertagia ostertagi
Lineage: Eukaryota; Metazoa; Nematoda; Chromadorea; Rhabditida; Trichostrongylidae
Source: the annotation of a GenBank genome assembly
AUGUCCAAACGUAAUUUGAACUCAUUCAGGUACGAGUCAGAAGAGGAUGAAUUUUUACGUGAACUUGAAGACAUGCGGUCGUCAUUGCAGAACAGCGAGCAGGAAGACGAAGUCCCUCAGGAUCCUGCUCCAAUACUCAGUGUCCUCUGUAGUCUUGUGGACGAGAUCGGUUCGCUGAGAACAGAAAACCGCCGGCUGAAAAUCCGAUUAGCUCCGCCACCGCCGAGAUCUAAGAAUGUGGUUCAACGCGUGUCGGCGAUCUUCGAUUCCCACACAAGCAUUUUCCCACGCCUACGUCGUGCCGCCCAUGCCGAAAUUCGCACCGGAGCAAGGGAACGGCUCUCGACGCCGCCAAGGAAGGUAACCAGACAAUAA